Molecule: messenger RNA, 2627 nt
Organism: Saitoella complicata NRRL Y-17804
Lineage: Eukaryota; Fungi; Ascomycota; Saitoellomycetes; Saitoellales; Saitoellaceae
Product: seven-hairpin glycosidase
Exons: 3
Coding region: 12-2627 (871 amino acids)
Biological process (GO): carbohydrate metabolic process; N-glycan processing
Cellular component (GO): Golgi membrane; endoplasmic reticulum
Molecular function (GO): mannosyl-oligosaccharide 1,2-alpha-mannosidase activity; calcium ion binding
Source: RefSeq, a predicted model, not a curated record
GGGUCAGCAAAAUGAUCCGCCGAUCGCGUUUCCUUUACGUCUUUGGCGCGGCGGUCCUGUUCUUGAUCUUCCACUCCGCACGCACUUCCUACGACGCAAGCUCCUCCUUCCAAUGGCCGCUCGAGCCCGGGCAUGCACCGCAUCGUCCGCCACAGCAUGGAGGACCGAAGGGUCCAGUAGUGUUUGACGAUGAGGAUCUCGCGUUCGGUGAAGGCGUGGGCGACGGUUUGGAUAAUGAUGAUUACGGCAUGGGCCCGCCCGUGGUCCAGCCUCCGCCGCAUUUACUUCCGGGGAUCGGGAGCGGUGGUACGCAGCCGUUACCGGUGGAUAUUGAGCCCGUUAUACCUGGGCAGGAGAAGUAUCCCGUCCCCAGUGGAUCCGUGAUUUCGCUUCCUACAGCCGCAACAAAGGCUCUCCCUCAUGUGCAGCAUGUAUUCGAGGCGGAGACUGAGGCCGAGAAGAUUGAGAGGUUAAAGAGGCGCGAGGAGAUCAAGACAGUAAUGGUGAGGGAUUGGAGUGCGUAUAAGAAGUAUGCAUGGGGUCACGAUGAACUUGCGCCAGUCACCAACACGCCGAAGGAUCCGUAUGCUGGUUGGGCGGCGACUAUCGUUGAUGCGCUCGAUACGCUGAUCAUCAUGGAUCUUGACGAUGAGUAUGAAGCCGCUAAGCAUUUCGUAAGCGGACUAGACUUCUCUUCGAGCAGGGCGCAGUUCAUCCCGGUCUUUGAGACUACUAUUAGGUAUCUCGGUGGAUUAUUAAGCGCGUAUGAUCUUAGUGGCGGGAAAGAUAAGGUUCUCUUGGAGAAAGCUACAGAGUUGGGAAACAUGCUUAUGGGCGCGUUUGACACCCCUAACAGGAUGCCGAUCCUGAAGUACGACUGGCGGAAUGCACCCUCGCAACGUCUCCGCUCCGAGACGAACGCGGUGGCUGCCGAACUUGGAUCUUUGACUCUCGAGUUUACUCGUUUGGCUCAGCUGACGGGACAGGAUAAGUUCUUUGAUGCUGUGCAGCGGGUUACGGAUUCGUUGGAAGUCUUCGCGAAAUAUAACUCGUCCAUCGAGGGGUUGUUCCCGUUGAGGUUUGACGCGAGUGGCUGUAGGCUACACGGAGGCGAGGAGGAGAUCAAGACUCCUCUUCCACCUCCGCCGCCUCCGGCUGGGGUGUUCGCGAAGACGGAAGAUGAUGUCAAGGCAGAGCAAGGGAUGGGUCGUCUUGUGAAGCGUCUGAGUGGGCAUGCACCCGAGUGGCCAAGCGAUGCAGAGAGGAAGGCAGCCGGCUAUGGAGACCUCGCUCCCUUCAACGGUGCCAAAGCCGCUACUGGACCAGAGUUCUCCUCCAACAAGCACAUUCCACAGCGUAAGGUUGGUACGGGAGCCGGUAAAGGGAACGGUGAGGGUGCGUUUUUGCCGCCUUCUUACCCUGUGAACAAGAAAGUCCAGUGCGAGGAAGUUGGAUUGAGGGCGUGGGGCUCAUCGCAGAAGUACUCCGUGGCGGGUAUGAUUGACUCCUUGUACGAAUAUUUGAUCAAGGAGCAUGCAUUGCUUGGGGGUGCCGUUGGUCAAUAUGCUGCCAUGUACACGACCGCCGUGGAAGCGAUCAAGGAGAACAUUCUGUUCAAGCCUGAAUUCUCCGAUAACGCGAAUGUUCUCCUCGCGGGACAGGUCACUAUCAACCCGAACGAAGGCAAGAGAUCAUUCCAGCCCGAAAUGCAGCACUUGACGUGUUUCAUUGGCGGAAUGUUUGGUCUUGGUAGUAAGUUGCUGGGGAGGGAGGCUGAUCUCGCCAUCGCGGAGAAGUUGACGGAGGGUUGUGUGAAGGGUUAUGAGGUGAUGGAGACGGGGAUUAUGCCGGAGAUCUUUCUGGCGAAAUACCAGGGGAGUCCGAUGACUACUACCAAGAAAGAUAAGCUGGCGGAGAAGACUGAAGGUGCGAAACUCGACGUCGACGAAGCUAAGGCUGAGAUGAAGGAGGUCAAGAUAGCCAUCGGUGCCGGUGCCGGUGCCGUAGAGGGUCGUGAGGCACCGAAGAACGCCACAGCAGGUACUACAGAGGAAAGCACAGAGGACACGUGGGGCUCUGCCCUUCACGGCAAGGUCGAAAAGGACAAGCGUGCUCUGGUUGACUUGUCGCCUGACAUGGACCUUACUUCGCUGACUGACGACGAAGUCCGCUCCAUCUACGCAGAGUACCAGCAAGCCGCCCAAGAUGACAUCGCCACCAAAGCCCAGGCCAAGAAGCAAGGAUCGCAACUGGGCCCCCCUACUUUCAAGACCACUUCGAAUGCGAACGGAGAAGUGGAGCGGAUCGUGGACCCGAAGUACAUCCUAAGACCGGAGGCGAUCGAGAGCGUGUUUUACAUGUGGAGGAUCACGGGCGACAAGAAGUGGAGGGAAAAGGGGUGGAAGAUGUGGAAGGCCAUUGAGACAGCAACGCGCUCGAGCACAGCACAUUCGGCCAUCUCCAACGUUGACAACAAGACCCCGGUCUUGACGAACUCUAUGGAAUCAUUCUGGUUCGCUGAAACGCUUAAGUAUUUCUAUCUUCUCUAUUCUGAGCCGAGCUUGAUCUCGCUGGACGAGUAUGUGCUCAACACUGAGGCUCAUCCGUUAAGAAGGCCUGUCGUUUAA